Centruroides sculpturatus (bark scorpion) is the source of this 7423-nucleotide messenger RNA. Its product is annotated as sortilin-related receptor-like. NCBI's taxonomy places the organism in Eukaryota, Metazoa, Arthropoda, Arachnida, Scorpiones, Buthidae. The record is from RefSeq and is a predicted model, not a curated record. The coding region runs from base 30 to 7316 and encodes 2428 amino acids. The transcript is spliced from 46 exons. Gene Ontology annotation, biological process: post-Golgi vesicle-mediated transport. Gene Ontology annotation, cellular component: membrane; Golgi apparatus. Gene Ontology annotation, molecular function: protein binding.
AUCAUUCCGUUUGUUGUUAUAAUGACAAAAUGGCGAACGGUAGACUUCGGUUGAUAUUUGUUGUUUUGAUUUCCGUCGUAAAUAAGUUUACACAAGGUUUACCAUUCGGUGUUACCUCUCGGACAUUACGUAUUGCUCCUCAUAUUAAUCAUUUAAAUAAUUAUCCUCAACCACAACUUAUAUCGAGCGACAACCAUGAUUUUCAUUUCUCGACAAGAAGUAGUAGUAAACUUCAUAAGCGCUCGAUAGAAAAUUCCAACGUUACAAUCUUUCCAUUAAAUGAUAAUCAUAGCCAGUUACUUGUUCACUGGGCAGGUAAAGGAAGUGAUGUUAUUAUAUGUUUAGCAUAUGAUCGACAACAAAAUGAAAGUAGUACAUCACAAGUUUUUGUAUCAUAUGAUUAUGGCGUGACUUUUGUUGAGAAACAGAAAGUUUCAAUGAAGAUUUCUCUUACGAAAGAUUCAAUCAUAAAUAUGUUUUAUAUUAGCCCUGUAUUAAAUAAUCAUUUUGUAUUUACUGAUGUUAUUCACAAAUGUAUUUUUACUACUCGUGAUUUUGGUCGUACAUUUCAAAGAGUACAGUUGGGAUUUAAACCAGAGAUUCUUGCUCUUCAUCCAACAAACAGUGAAAUUAUUCUUGCAAUGGACAAGAGUGAUUCUUUGAAAAGGUUAUACUUAUCUGAAGAUUUUGGUGCUACAUGGAAUGUACUUGAAUCGCAUGUGAAGUCAUUUAGUUGGGGGAAAGAUGGAAUUGAUCCUCCAAAUACAUUAUAUAUAGAACGUCAAGAACCUGGACAUACUUCAACAGUUCUACGUUCCACUGAUUUUUUUAAAAAUGAAGCAAAUACAUCAGUUGUAAUAAGAAACAUUGAAGAUUUUGAAAUUCAUGAUAAAUAUCUUUUUGCAACAAGAAAACAGCAUCUAUUUGGAUCUCAUAAUUUAAAUGGAACUCUGCAGUUAUGGGUCUCCUAUAAUAGACAGCCUUUUCAAAAUAGUUUGUUUCCAAGUCAUCUUGAAAGAAAGGAUUUUUAUAUUGCUGAUGCAUCUGAAGAUCAGGUUUUUGUGUGUGUUACACAUGAUACAUCAACAACAAACUUAUAUAUUUCUGAUGUUCGUGGUAUAAAAUUUUCACUUUCUUUGGAAAGAAUUCUUUACUUUCGUCCUGGUGCAAUAAACGUUUUUAUUGAAGGUGAAAAGGAAAUUAUAGAUUUUCACAAAGUUCAAGGACUUAGAGGUGUAUAUAUUGCAACUCAGCUGAAAGAAAAUGUAUCAUCUAGUUCAUCAUUUGAAAAUAUGGUUUCUGUUAUUACUUUUGAUAAAGGAGGAAAGUGGCAAAAUUUAGCAGCACCUAAAGUUGAUAAAAAUGGAAACCUAUUGCUGUGCCAACAGAGUAAAGGAUGUUCAUUACAUGUUAGUCAGAGGUUUAACCAGUUAUAUUCUAGAACAAGAACCCCUACAAUUUUAUCACGUGAAUCAGCAGUAGGAAUCAUCAUGGCAUCUGGUGUUGUUGGCAAAUCUUUGAAAGGUCAUCCAAGUGUUUUUGUUUCUUCUGAUGGUGGACUUACAUGGCAUCAUGUGCUGUAUGGAACAUAUCUAUAUAAUUUUGGUGAUUUUGGAGGUGUAUUGCUGGCAGUUCAAUAUAGCAGCAAAAGUACAAAUGAAUACAAAUAUUUUUAUUUAGAAUAUGAAUGUAAAUCAGAAGAUUAUAAAUACUGGAGUCCACAUGGUCCCAAUAAAACGUGCCUUCUUGGGCGUAGAGAAGUUUAUCACAGGCGUAUCUCUCGUAUUCAUUGUUAUAAUGGAAAAGAUUAUAAACGUCCAGUUGUAACUGAGAAUUGUCCAUGUGCAAUUGAUGAUUUUGAAUGUGAUUAUGGAUUUAAAGAAGAUCGUUAUAUUGGACAUUGCAUAAGAGAUAAUGAUAGUGAAAUUGAUCCAUACUCCAUUCCACAAGAUUGUAAGCCAGGUGGAUUUUACAACAGAACUAAAGGCUAUCGGAAGGUGUCUGGUGAUACAUGUGUGGGAGGUGAAGAUUAUCGAUAUAAUCCUGAACUCAUGUCUUGUCCAUUAAAAGAAGAACCAGAAUUCUUAAUUAUAGCAGCUCAUCAAGAAAUAAAACGAAUGGCAUUAAAUACAGAAGAAAAUCAUCUAGAAGCAUUACCAAUUCCAUCUUUAAAGAAUGUUGUAGCUGUUGAAUAUGAUUAUCAUAAUAAUUGUGUCUAUUGGGCAGAUUUUGAUGAAAAUAAGUUAAUGAGAUUAUGUUUGGAUGGAAAAAGUGAACCUGAAGUUUUAUUACAUUUUAUCAAAUUAGCAGUGGAAGGUUUAGCACUGGAUUGGAUCAGCUAUAAUUUAUAUUUUGUUGAUGGAUUUGCACCAGCUGUGAAAAUAAUAAAUGUUAAUAAUUCAUUUUCAACUCUUCAUAGAACUAUAUUAAAUGCAACAUUUGUUGAUAAACCUAGAGGAAUUGCAGUUCAUCCUCAUAGAGGGUAUUUAUUUUUGACAGACUGGAGUGAUAAAACACCUAAAAUUGCAAGAUCAUACCUAGAUGGAUCUCAUUUUGUUACUUUAAUUAAUUCUUCAGUAGUAGCUUGGCCAAAUGGAAUUACUAUUGAUUAUCAACAAGAAAGAAUAUUUUGGGCAGAUUCCAAAAAAGAUUAUAUUGCAUCCUCUGAUUUUGAUGGUCUUAACAUCAGAUUUGUGUUACAAGGAGAUUCAGUCAUUCCUCAUGCAUUUGCAAUAGCAGUUUAUAAGGAUUGGAUUUAUUUUGAUGAUUGGAUUAAAAAAGGAAUAUUUAUGGCAAACAAAUAUGAUGGUUCUGGAUUAAUUCAGUUGGCAGAAACUAUUAAUCAUCCAAUGGAUUUAAAAAUUUUUUCAUCAGGAAUGCAGCAAGGAAGUAAUAUGUGUAAAAAUUCAAGCUUUACUCCAUGUAGUCAUAUGUGUAUUCCAUAUCCACAUAAUAACAGAAUAUGUGUUUGUCCUGAUGGAGCAAAUGUACAAAAAUUGAAAGAUGGAAGUGAAAAAUGCUUAUGUCCUGGAAAUUAUUUAAUGCAACCUGAUGGUUUUUGCCUUCCAGUUACUUCCAUCAACAACAAUACCAUUACUCCAAAAAUGAUUUACAUAUUUAUUCACUUUAUUUUUUUGUUAUAUUUUACAGGAAGUAAUAUGUGUAAAAAUUCAAGCUUUACUCCAUGUAGUCAUAUGUGUAUUCCAUAUCCACAUAAUAACAGAAUAUGUGUUUGUCCUGAUGGAGCAAAUGUACAAAAAUUGAAAGAUGGAAGUGAAAAAUGCUUAUGUCCUGGAAAUUAUUUAAUGCAACCUGAUGGUUUUUGCCUUCCAGUGCAUUCAACUUGUUCUUCUGAACAAUUUUUGUGUUCAAAUGAACUUUGCAUUCCUAAUUUGUGGAAAUGUGAUGGAGAUAAUGAUUGUGGUGACUUAAGUGAUGAAGUUAAUUGUGCCUUACCAAGCUGUAGUAGUAAUCAAUUCAAAUGUAAAAAUAAUCAUUGCAUUCCGUCAAGUUGGGUUUGUGAUUUUGAAAACGAUUGUGGUGAUGGUUCUGAUGAAUCACAUGAAGCACAUUGCAAUUAUCCUUCAUGUAAAACUGGCCAGUUUCGUUGUAAAAAUGGAAAGUGUAUAAAUGAAAAGUUUCGUUGUGAUUUUGAUGUUGACUGUUUUGAUGGAUCCGAUGAAGAAAACUGUACUUCACCAUCUUCAGUCUGUCAUCAUAACGAAUUUAGUUGCAAUAGUUCAAAGCAGUGCAUACCUAAAACUUGGAAAUGUGAUGGAGAAAAAGAUUGCCAAGAUGGAAGUGAUGAAAAUAACUGUGAUAUUAAAACAUGUGAAGACUGGCAGUAUAAAUGCAAAAGUGGCCACUGUAUAUUUAGUACUUGGUAUUGUGAUGGUGACAAAGAUUGUGAAGACAAUAGUGAUGAAGAAAACUGUAAAAAUGAAAAGGUUUCGACUUCAACUGGAUUUCCUUUAACUACAAAGCAGCCAGAAAAUUGUGGUGAAGAUCGUUUCAGAUGCAAUUCAGGACAAUGUAUUUGGAAUUCAUGGAUUUGUGAUGGAACAAAAGAUUGUGAGAAUGGUGAAGAUGAAAAAGAUUGUUCAGCUGGUGUAAUUUGUUUGACAAGCCAGUUUCGUUGUGUGCAUAGUAGCGGUUGUGUAUCUCCUUCUGAUCUGUGUGAUGGAAAAGCUGAUUGUGGAGAUGGCAGUGAUGAAUGGGGUUGUGGACCAAAAGCAUCUACAGAAAGUCAUCAUACAUGCGAAUCUGAUACACAAUUUAAAUGUAAUAGUGGUGAAUGUAUCCAUAUCAUUAAUUAUUGUGAUAACAGAGAAGAUUGUUAUGAUGGAAGUGAUGAACAGAAUUGUCCUGAAGAAUGUAUGUAUAUUAUUCUUCUGUUUCAAGAUAGUGAUUUUGACAAUUUGGAAUGGAAAAAACAAAACUGGACUUCAAAUACAAAUUAUACAUUUUCUGGACUUUUUCCUGGAAGAAAGUAUCGAGUUAAAGUUGAUGUCAAAUUUGUACACAAUUCAUACAUCUCUCACAGUUCUGAUUACAUAACAGUCAUAACAGAAAACAAAGCACCUUCUGCACCCAGCAAUCUUUCAGCUCAACAGCAAGGACAAAGGAUAUUUGUAAAAUGGUCAGCACCUCAAAUUCAUGAAGUUAUAACAGGAUAUAAGAUUUAUGUUCUCCCUCCAACACCACCACAUAUAGAAUUACUAAAUAAAAUAAUUCCAACUCAGACAGUACUACAAUAUGAUUUUCUUCCAGGAAUUAAUUAUACCAUUUGGGUAACUUCUUUAUCUGGUAAUCUGGAAAGUGGAAAUUCUCCACCAGUCUACUUGGAAUUUGAUAAGGAUUAUAUAUCUAGUCCAAUUGAAGAUCUUAGUGUUUUAAAUAUAACAGCUAAUUCUCUUGUUGUUUCUUGGAAAAACAAUUUUGAUAAAGUUGAUAAAUACUGUCUAUUGUAUCAUCCAAAUUAUGAAAAUGAUUAUUUGCCUUGGAAGCAGAUAAAUACUACAUCUAACAAUGUAAAAGUUGAUUUACUUUCACCUGGAACAACUUACAUUUUCAAAAUAUUUGCAUUUAAAAAUGAUAUUUCUGGACCUGUAAAAAGCAUAGAAAGAACAACAUUAGGAAAGCCUCUCAGUUCUGUGUCAAACAUCAAGAGUAUAGUGAAAGGAACUAAAGUCAUUCUUCAAUGGGAUUCCAUCAAUGAUAAAAGAAGUAAUAAAUGGAUUUAUGGAAUAUUCAUGUUUCAAAAAUCUUUUAAUACAUUAGUACUUGUUGGAAAUACGUCAUUGACAAAUUUCACUUUAUCUGGUUUGAAUCCUUGUGAAAUGUAUUCACUUGAAGUUAGAGUUAUUGGUCCAUUUGGAAUUGGUCCCUCUGGAGGAUUUUAUUUUGUGAGAACAGAAUCUGAUAAUCUUGCUCCUCCUAAAAAUCUUGCUGCAAAAUUAUCUCAAGAAAACAACAAAAUGUCCAUCAGUUGGAAUGCAUCUUGUUUGUCAUCAAGUGGAAAUCUUGGAUAUGAGGUGAACCCAGGAUGCCCCCUAGUGGGUAUUCUAGCAGCAGCAGUGUCAUUCCGUGUACUUGUUGGAAAUACGUCAUUGACAAAUUUCACUUUAUCUGGUUUGAAUCCUUGUGAAAUGUAUUCACUUGAAGUUAGAGUUAUUGGUCCAUUUGGAAUUGGUCCCUCUGGAGGAUUUUAUUUUGUGAGAACAGAAUCUGAUAAUCUUGCUCCUCCUAAAAAUCUUGCUGCAAAAUUAUCUCAAGAAAACAACAAAAUGUCCAUCAGUUGGAAUGCAUCUUGUUUGUCAUCAAGUGGAAAUCUUGGAUAUGAGGUAACUUCUUUAUCUGGUAAUCUGGAAAGUGGAAAUUCUCCACCAGUCUACUUGGAAUUUGAUAAGGAUUAUAUAUCUAGUCCAAUUGAAGAUCUUAGUGUUUUAAAUAUAACAGCUAAUUCUCUUGUUGUUUCUUGGAAAAACAAUUUUGAUAAAGUUGAUAAAUACUGUCUAUUGUAUCAUCCAAAUUAUGAAAAUGAUUAUUUGCCUUGGAAGCAGAUAAAUACUACAUCUAACAAUGUAAAAGUUGAUUUACUUUCACCUGGAACAACUUACAUUUUCAAAAUAUUUGCAUUUAAAAAUGAUAUUUCUGGACCUGUAAAAAGCAUAGAAAGAACAACAUUAGGAAAGCCUCUCAGUUCUGUGUCAAACAUCAAGAGUAUAGUGAAAGGAACUAAAGUCAUUCUUCAAUGGGAUUCCAUCAAUGAUAAAAGAAGUAAUAAAUGGAUUUAUGGAAUAUUCAUGUUUCAAAAAUCUUUUAAUACAUUAGUACUUGUUGGAAAUACGUCAUUGACAAAUUUCACUUUAUCUGGUUUGAAUCCUUGUGAAAUGUAUUCACUUGAAGUUAGAGUUAUUGGUCCAUUUGGAAUUGGUCCCUCUGGAGGAUUUUAUUUUGUGAGAACAGAAUCUGAUAAUCUUGCUCCUCCUAAAAAUCUUGCUGCAAAAUUAUCUCAAGAAAACAACAAAAUGUCCAUCAGUUGGAAUGCAUCUUGUUUGUCAUCAAGUGGAAAUCUUGGAUAUGAGGUUAUCAUAAAAGAUCUAAUCACCAACAAAACAGAAAAAUUAUAUGUAACUUCAAACAGUAAUCAUUUGGGUGUAAAUGCUUCUAUUCACUUAGGAGCAGAAUAUUUGAUUAAAGUGAGAACUAAUGCCUCUGGCUCUCAUUUUACAAAUAUUUCCUUUACUGCACCUGAAAUUCCUAUCCCACAGCAAGUGAAAGUUAUACUUGAACAAAAUGGAAGUCUCUUCAUAGAUUGGAAAGAGCCAGAAAUGCCUUCUGAAUUGAAAAACCAUUCUUAUAAGUAUUUUGUCUGGUUAAGUGAAGAUAAGAAUAUAAAUAAAGCAUCUCAUUACACUGCUUCAACACCACCAGUUAUAAUUCCUUCGGUUCCUAAAGGCAAAAUUUACCAUGUUGCUGUUAAUAUUGUUGAUAAAGAAGGAUAUCAAAGCAAACUUUCAGAUUGGAAUGAUUUUGGAAAUCCAAAUGAAGCACAAAAAAUAGUUGUAUCCAUCAACAAUUUGGUUAGCAUUGUGGUGCCCAUUGUAAUUGUCAUUACUGUUUUAAUUGCUGCUGUAGUAUUCUUUGCUGUUAGACAUCAUCGACUGCAGAGAAGCUUUUUGUCAUUUGCAAAUAGUCAUUAUGAUACACAUGCCGUUUCUGCAACUUUUUCAAAUAAUGAAGAACUGGAUGAGGAAGAAGAUUCUCCAAUGAUACGUGGAUUUUCUGAUGAUGAACCACUAAUAGUGGCAUAAAUAUCUUGAGUUUGCUCUAAAAGUUAAUUAAAAUAUAUUUAACAUUUUUUCAAAAAUUACAUAUAUAUAUAUACUGUGUAUAAUAUUUCUGCACUUGUUCUUUUUUU